UUGGGUCUCUCUGCUUCCACUCCAGACUGCUGCUGAAUUGCUGGUAUGCCCUGCAGUCUGCUCUAAGGAUGAAGGGCUGGAGGAUGCUGGAAAGAGAGAACAAGGGAGAGAUUAUGUCUAAGCCCUUCCCUCUUCCCUCCCUCCUCCUUCUGUCAGGAGGACCACACUGACAGCCCUCCAGGGAGGAAAAGCGGAGAGAGGGAGAAUACAGACUUUGUCUCUCUUUUCAGUUGCCCAAGAAGAUUCAGGGAUGCCUUCCAAGUCUUUGAAAGGGUCUUUGAGUGAGGGAGUCAGUCUAUAAAGGAGAGAGAGAAUAUCAAGAAGCAGAUGCUGGCCAAGAGCAAUUUUAUUACAUCCAUGGAACCAGGGCAACAAAUGUGCUUUGAUGCUUCUCCAUCACCCAGGAAUGGCAACAAUUCCUCGCAAUGUGUUCUGCUCUUGCUGCUGGGGAGACAGUUGACCCGGACACAGCCCGUGUUUAGCGCACCAGCUUGGCUCUGAUGCUGCUUCUGUGCUGGAGCUCCAGUGACAACCCUCAGAGAUGCCUAUUCUCUCUGGAGGCAGUGACCACGACUACAGCUACAAUUCCUGCACUUCCUUGAACCACCUGUUUCCCAUCUCAGUGGUCGAGACUCCCCCUGCCAAAGGGGUCCACUACCAACGGGCCCAGAGGAUUUACCACCCAGAUCGGCUCGGGACAGUCGAUCUGAAGAGGGAGAUCAUGGUCAACGUUGGCGGCAUCAAGUACCUGUUGCCCUGGAGCACCUUGGACGAGUUCCCCGCAUCCCGGCUGAGCAAGCUGAAGUUCUGCAGCAGCUACGAAGAGAUAAUCCAGCUGUGUGAUGACUACGAUGAAGACACGCAAGAGUUUUUCUUCGACCGGAACCCCAACGUUUUUGGGGUGAUUGUCAGCUUCCUUGCGGCAGGGAAACUGAUGCUCCUCCGCGACACCUGUGCCUUGUCCUUCCAGGAGGAGCUGAAGUACUGGGGGAUCGAGGAGUCCAACUUGGAGAACUGCUGCUUCCGGAAGCUCUUCCAGAAGGCUGAGGAGCUGGCCGAGGUGCGCAGAGAGGAGGAGAUGCAGAUGAGCAAAGUGACGGCCUGCGUCCUGGAAGAGGAGACCAAAUUUGGCCAGUUUAUGAGCAAGCUGAGGGACAUGGUGGAAAACCCCCGGUCGGGCCUCCCGGGGAAAAUCUUUGCUUGCCUCUCCAUCCUCUUUGUGGCCACCACAGCGAUAAGCCUUUGUGUUAGCACCAUGCCGGACUUAAGGGAAGAAGAAGACAGGGGCGAAUGUUCCCAAAAGUGCUAUUACAUCUUCAUCAUUGAGACCAUCUGCGUGGCUUGGUUCUCCCUGGAGUUCUGCCUCCGAUUCAUCCAGGCCAAGAGCAAAUGUCAGUUUUUCAAAGGUCCUCUGAACAUCAUCGACUUCUUGGCCAUCUCCCCAUAUUAUGCAUCCCUCAUUGUGCUGGAUGACGAGCCCACUGAGAAAGACAGCAGGCCGAGCGGGAGCUCGUACCUCGAGAAGGUGGGCUUGGUGCUACGGGUCUUACGUGCCUUGAGGAUACUGUAUGUCAUGCGCCUUGCUAGGCACUCUUUGGGAUUGCAGACUUUGGGCCUCACCGUCCGGAGGAGCGCAAGAGAGUUUGGCCUGCUCUUGCUCUUCCUGUGUGUAGCCGUCACCCUCUUUUCCCCCCUGGUCUACCUUGCAGAGAACGAAUCUGGGAAGAUCCUGGAGUUUACCAGCAUCCCUGCCUCUUACUGGUGGGCUAUCAUAUCUAUGACUACAGUGGGCUAUGGGGACAUGGUACCCAGGAGCGUCCCGGGCCAGAUGGUUGCCCUAAGCAGCAUCCUGAGUGGGAUACUCAUUAUGGCUUUCCCAGCCACCUCCAUAUUCCACACAUUCUCCCACUCCUACUCUGAGCUGAGGAGGGAGCAUGAGCGGCUACAGUCCCGAAUCAUGAGGCUAAAGAACGCCAACACUUCUGGUGAGAGUGACACAUUGAACGAGAGUGAAAGCUUCACUACGGAUGCAACUGGCUCACCCAUCAAGUACAUCUACAAAGGAUAAUGAACAUCCUGCUGCAAAAUAAU
This is a messenger RNA of Podarcis raffonei (Aeolian wall lizard), 2091 nucleotides long. It is a transcript of the gene KCNG4, whose product is annotated as potassium voltage-gated channel modifier subfamily G member 4. Gene Ontology annotation, molecular function: delayed rectifier potassium channel activity. The record is from RefSeq and is a predicted model, not a curated record. The coding region runs from base 542 to 2068 and encodes 508 amino acids. Gene Ontology annotation, cellular component: voltage-gated potassium channel complex; membrane. NCBI's taxonomy places the organism in Eukaryota, Metazoa, Chordata, Lepidosauria, Squamata, Lacertidae. The transcript is spliced from 3 exons. Gene Ontology annotation, biological process: potassium ion transmembrane transport; protein homooligomerization.